Molecule: messenger RNA, 2901 nt
Organism: Diuraphis noxia (Russian wheat aphid)
Lineage: Eukaryota; Metazoa; Arthropoda; Insecta; Hemiptera; Aphididae
Source: RefSeq, a predicted model, not a curated record
AUGGAAUAUUAUAAGAACUUCGAUGAUUAUAAUGCAAAAUUUGAACCGUUUAUAGUUAAACCAAACAAUGAAACAUAUAAAACUAUGAAACUUUUUUUUAAAACUACAUCUAUUGAGUUUAUCAUAAAAAAUUGGGACCUACAGAAAUGUAUAAACAUUGAAGACUCAAAUUAUAAUUCACUUAUGUUUAAAAAUGGUAGUUCUGUCGUUCUCGCAAAAGUAGAAAUUUAUGAUUGGAGGCAUAUAUUUGUGAGAAGUAUUGAUUAUUUUGUUAAUGUUUGUAAACAAUUGCAAAUGCAUUGUGAAAAUGCUUCAAAUGUUUUAAGAAUCCUYAUUCCUGGGGAGAUUGUUGCUGUAAAAUGCACAGAUAAAUUUUACAGAGGAAAAAUCAUUGACAUAUUAGAAAAUUUGUGUUUUUCUUUAUAUUUAAUAGAUGAUGGUUAUGUGGUAUCUGCUUCAAUUGAUUGUAUAGUUGAUUUACCAGACGCUUUAAAAAAGAUUCCACCAACUGUGUGUUUGGUUGGUUUAAAAGAUAUUACUUUAAAGCCUUGGUCACCUGAGGCGUAUUUGUAUGUUAAACAGUUAUUUGAAAAUGCUACAACCAUGGUAUUGGAAUUUUCUCCAGUACAACCCCUUAAAGAUGUUUCUUUAACAACAGUGAACGGUAAUGAGAAUGUUAAUAAACGAUUAAAUGAAUUACUGAAUAAUGAUGACAGUUCAUCAACAGCAGAUUCAAAAUAUCAACUUGAACAAGUUUGUUUAACAGUGAUUCCUGCCAUUGUUUUGGUUAAACUGAAAAAUGUUUCAUCUAGUGUAUUAAAUGAAGCAGCUCGUCAAUAUAUCACUUCAAUAUCUGACAACAUCUUGAUAAUAGACACGAUAGAAGACAACACAAAUGAAGUAAUAUUUAAAACUGAAGAUAAUGAAAAUGUCAAUGAUCGCUUAAAGGAAUUGAUGUUUGAAAAUAUCAAGGAAAUAAAUAUUAAUGAUUUGAUUGAAAUUGAUGAAGAGUUCAAAUCAGAUCAAUCAUUAGUAGAAUGUAAUGUUACUACCUUGAAACCAGGCAGUGUAGUUUAUUUGACGGCUUUUGUCAAUAUGGAUGAAAUGUAUAUUAGAAAAAUAGAAGAUUACAAUGAUGAAUUUCAAAAUUUAUUAGACAAAGUUAAUGAAUUUUGUUUAUCUGCUAAACCAAUUAAUAGGCCUUUGAUAAUUGGUCAAAUUGUUGGAGCUCAGUCUACAUUAGAUGGUAGUUUUUAUCGGGGAAAAGUUUUAAAAAAAAUUGACGACAUUACUUAUUCAAUACAGUUUAUUGAUUUUGGUGAUAAAGAUAAUGUAUCUUCUUCAAAAAUAUUUGAAAUCCCCACAGAUUUUAUGGUUCCUUCAACUAUUAUGGAAAUUAGCCUCAAAGGUAUUAAGUCUCAUUUAUUAAGUAUUGAAGCAUCAAACUAUAUUACAAACUUAUUAUCAACGUAUGAGCCAUUGUCAAUAGAUUUUGAUGAUAAAUUUCCUAUCAAAGAUGUUACGUUAGUAGUAAUUAAAAAUAAUGAAAAUGUUGCUGAAAAUUUAAAUAAACUUCUAAAGGAUGAAAAUCAUACUAUACCUAAUAAAGUUCUUGAAGAUGAACAUUUUAAAGAAAGCCCCAUUAAGAACGAUCCUAAAGACUCUAUCACUGAAGAAAACAAAGUUGUAUUGAUAUCAGCCAGUACACAAUGCAAUUUAAAUAAGGAUAUAAAGAAACUUUUAUGCAAUGGAAAUGUUGGACAAAAUAUUCAAAACGGUGUAUACACCAAUUGUGACGAAGAUUCUGAAAAAUGCGUGAUAAAGUACUACAAACCACCGUUGGAUGUUGUCACUCAGGUUUGGGUCGCCGAAAAAAUAUCUUCUUCGAAGUAUUCAGUACACACAUGUGAUAGUCGGCUUGAAUUCUUAAAAUUGGAGAAUAAAAUCUUCGAAGACAGUAAAACAUUCGAAUGUGUUAAAUCUGUCAGUGUUAAUAUGCCAUGUAUCGUGUACUUCAGUCCUAGUUGGUAUCGUGGAGAAGUGUUAGAGGUAAUCGAUAAAGUCACCGCAAAAGUUGGUCUUGUGGACGUUGGAAAUUUCAGUGUCGUUCGCAGCGUCAAAGAAAUUUUCCGCAUGCCGUCAAAAUACAAAGGAAAAUCGUUGUUGGUGAAUAUCGAAAUACAACCAGAACCGCAAGAAAAAUUAUCAGUCACAACGUUCAGAAUCGUUGCUAAAAAACACUUGGACAACGUCACAGUUGUGGAAGUAUUGCAUGGAUCUACAGUAGAUCAAUCUUACGACGAUCUGGACAAUGUUGGGCUACCGUCGUUUUCUUCGACCCCCAUACCAGAAGACUCUGGACGGUUUCAAUUCAACAACAGCCGUAACGAACAAAAUCUACUGAGUACGACCCUGUGUCAAGAACAGCAAACGUCUGGUGCCGAUGAGCACAACAGCAAACGGUUUUCCAACAUGUUGACGAUCAAAGACGUACCGUACGCGAAAUGGCUAAAGGGCGCUGUUAAAACAUUGACGUUCUUGUGCGUGAACGGUGACUGUUUGAUGAUGAGAGACCAUCUGAUCGACGAUACACUGGCGGAUUUGGAAGCAAAAAUCCAAGAACACUGCGUAACCACUACCAAUCCGCUGUACACGCCAGCCGAAAACGAACUAUGUCUGGCCAAGUACAUUGACCAAUUGUGGUAUAGAGCUAUAUGUGUGAAAGUCCCCAACGAUUUGGAUGAAGACGACAACGGCUAUAUGGUUUAUUUCUUGGAUUGGGGAAUGGAGUAUUUGACAAACGUCGAAGACCUAAAUAAAAUGCCCAAGGACUUUAUCUAUCUACCAGCGACAGCCCAUAAGUGUUACGUAAAAGGUGCGUUGUAUAUAAAAAUAUCAUAG